GCCCACCUGACCAGGCCCCACAGGGUUAACCAGGAGCUCCUGCCUUGGCCACCACAGCUGUUGCUGCCUUGUUCUUGGGGGUGGUUGCAGGGAAUCCCGCCACUGACUCCAGGCUGUUUUCGGGUGACCUGGUCCCAGGCUGGCAGGCUGGUGAGCAUGGAGCUACAGCGCAGGACGAGGAGAGGUGUCUGAGCGGCCCUGGAACUGGUGCGUGUGGUGCUGGCUUCUUGAAGGAGAGAAUCAUCCUUGGACAGGUGUAACAGGGGGCCACCUCAGCUGUCAGGGAACUUGCUUUUGGCUGCUCCUCCCGACGGGCACCUGCAGUUCUACAUAUGAAAACGGUUUCCCUUGCAUCCCUUGGCUGCAAAAUAUGCCUCCUUUGACAUUUGGAGUUUUCUUCCUUGCUGUCUACACAUCCUUCCAUCUUGCAACAGCGGUGGCUGACCAGUGCAGUGGGGGGAACAACAUCUUCACCGAGAUUCCGGAGAACAGCCCCCAUGGUACCUUGGUCUCCUACCUCACGAUACCUGCUGAUCCCAUGAGCGACAUCAUCCAGCUGAGCUUGAGUGGCAUUGAUGCGGAGUGGUUCUACUUGGACGGCAAGGCAGUGCGGCUGAACGUCUCGGAGGAGAGAGUGUUGGACAGAGAGGCUUUGGAAACCCCAGUUCUGAUGGUCUCUUUUACCUGCACGGAAGAUGGUUUCUCACCGGUUGAAUACCGGAUCAUCGUCCAAGUGAUGAACGAGAAUGACAACAAGCCGCAGUUUCAGGAGGACUCCGUUGGCACACGGAACAUUAGCGAGGGCUGUUGUUGUUGGAAGGGACACGGAAAGCGAGAAGGGAGCAGAGCUAGCAGACUCCCUUUGAAUGACAAGUCUUUGUGCCUGCACCUGAAUGCUCUGUGCAUGAGAAGCACGGUUCCCUCUAAGCUGGCUGCCCUGCACUCGGUGGUCUUCAGCACCCAGGCGGAGGAUGCAGAUGGCGACACCCUCAUGUAUGUGAUUGACAGCAGCUCGGUGGAUGCCAGGUAUUUCCGAAUCGACCUGCCGAACAGUGGCAAGAUAGUGCUGGCCAAAGCACUUGAUUUUGAGACCAAGAGGCACCUGGAGUUUGUGGUUCAUGCUGUGGAAAUGAACACCAAGGAGAGGUACAACUCCUCAGCCAGGAUACAGGUCAACGUUAUGGAUGGAGAUGACCAGUACCCCCAGUUCCUGCCGUGCAACUUCCUGUCACGUGACGGGGUCAGCGUUUGCGUCAGCCCCGUCUAUACCACCAACAUCACAGAGGGGGAGGUCAAGACAGGACCCCUCCACUUCCUGCCGGGGGCCAUCCACGCUGAGGAUGGGGACCUUGACCUGAAGGCAGCCAUUACGUACUCUAUUCUCUCAGGGACGGACCACGGCUACUUCCACAUGGACAACAUGACGGGCGCCAUCAGCAUGCUGCAGCCGGUGGAGAGCCGGGCCCGCACCCCUGUCUAUAGCCUCAGCGUCAUGGCCUCUCAGGUGAACGACGCCAAGAAAUAUGCAGUGACGGAGGUCCGCGUGAGGGUCCUGGCUGUCAACAGCCACCCUCUGCACUUUGGGAAGCCCCAGUACCAGGCCUUCGUCCAUGAAGACGACAGCAUGGCUGCCCUGGUGGUGACGUACAGUGGGCGGGUGCUGGCCCUGAGUGCUGCCGACCUGGAUUUUGCGGACGGCUUCAACCCCAUGGUGCACUACAGUCUGAAGCGCCAGUCCAACCAUACGCAGCUCUUCCAGAUCACUCCCGGCGGGCUCCUCAUUGCCCGUGCCAACCACCUGCAUGCUCUUCAGCGGUAUGCUCUGCAGAUAAUUGCACGAGACGAGGAAUCCGGGGACGCCGCCGACACUACUGUCAACGUGGAGGUGCUGAGAGCUGGCCAGGCAGUCCCCAUAGAUCCUCUGGAAGCAGGACACCAGGGCACCCUGGAUGCUGGGAUCCUUGCUGGCAGUCUGGGGGCACUGCUCUUCGUGACUGCUAUUGUCCUCUUCAUCAUCCUGCGUGCCAUGAAGAAGAGGCAGCAGCACCAGCAGAACAUGGAAAGGGCCGCCUUGGCCAUGGAGAAACACCCCAAUGUGAGCUUGAAAUGGUUCCAGCCGGUCAAUGCUGGGAAGGCCCUUCCGGGCCCAGGAAAUAUCUACUUCCAGAACGAAGGGUACAGUGACCUGGGUGAUGAGAUGCCCAAGCUCUGUGGGGGCCAGACCCUGAACUCCAAGCCGGUUUCAGUGAGGAGCGAGAAUGCCCUGGCUGUCAAGGAAACCCCAGUGGCUAAUUCGGUGGGCAAGGCUGUUAGCCAUCAAGGAGCUCCAGCCAAAGCUGGCCCAGCCCCUAAGGAGCAGGAGGAGGGGGCUGCCAGGGCAGCUCUCCUCAACGGGAAGACCCUCGCGCAGCUGAGUUGCAGCACUCCCCGUCCAGAAGAAAAGGCCUCAUCCAGUGCAGACUCCAGUUCACAGCCACUUGCAGGAGGGACCAGGCUGGAAGGGCAGGUGGUAGAGGAGGAGGAGGAGGAGGUGGAGGUGGAGGAAGUGGAGGUAGAGUUGGAAGUGGAGGAGGAGGUGGAGGUGGCGGUGGCACCUGCAGCCUUAGGAGCCCAGGCAAGCAUGGAGGAAAAACAAGUGGGAGAUGCUUCCAGACGGUCUGAGGAGGAAGCACUCCUGGAGGCCAGACCCCAGCAGGAGGAGAAAUCUUGCCAGGAUGACAAGAUGGAAGUGGAUGGAAAUACAAGCAAAAUAGAACCUGCUCCUGAGGGUCCUGCUACCACAAGUAACUGUGUGGAUGUGGAAGUGGGUGACAACUGCACCAGUCCCCAAACGAUUCACGAAAACGUUAACCCCUCCCAUGUUAUUUCUGAAACUGAGACCGCUAUGGGGACUGUGGAGGUCAGCGACUUGCUCUCGGCCCCAAAGCAGGAGCCCACUACGCCACCGCUGAUGUUGAAAGAGGUGUCCAAGGAGAGCUCGGAGGAGGAAGAUGAGGGCGAAGAGACACCCAAGGCUGUGUCACCAACGUACCAAGACCCCCUGGCGUCUCUGCCCAUUAGUGAUGUGAGGAUGCCAGUGACCCUUUUGCAGCUUCUGGAAGAUUCCAUAGAAUGUUAGUCCGACUCUGCCCAUGCAGAGCAGGGCUGGACUCUGUGGAGUGGACAGAGAAUCUCGUCUCCAGCCCAGGGAGGGUGGCGUGGUCUAGAGCUCCUCCAUAUGUGAUGCUACGUGUUUGUAUUGGCGGCAUGAUCUUGAGGAUUGCUUGUGGACUCCAAAACUUGGGGCGACUUUGGGAAGCUCAGAAGCUCCUUUCUGAAGUAGCCGCUGCCACACACAUGUAUAUUUUCUUUUAUUUAACAGGUUGCCUGGUUGGAAAAUAAUGUUGGUGUAUCUU
Molecule: messenger RNA, 3395 nt
Organism: Hemicordylus capensis (graceful crag lizard)
Lineage: Eukaryota; Metazoa; Chordata; Lepidosauria; Squamata; Cordylidae
Exons: 17
Coding region: 371-3118 (915 amino acids)
Biological process (GO): cell-cell junction assembly; adherens junction organization; multicellular organism development
Cellular component (GO): catenin complex; adherens junction; membrane
Molecular function (GO): calcium ion binding; cadherin binding
Source: RefSeq, a predicted model, not a curated record